AUGGCUCUUCCAUUUCUACCAGGAAAUACUUUCAAUAGAAAUCUUGGUAAAGAGAAGUUUCACAAGUCACAUUAUCUGCAACUGAGGAACGAAACACCUUAUUCGUACGGUGAUGACAAACCAGGAAUUGGUGGGGAUGUUUUACCUGGACAGCGAACUGAGGCACCGACAAGUGUUUAUCCAUCAGGAAUAGGCAGUCAGCUCCCUCCAUGGCUAGCUUUUGAUAAACAGGCAUUAUCGUUUGAUGCGUAUUUUCAAGAAUCUGUCCACGAAAGACGAGAAGAGCAGUAUCGUAUUAGACGGUGUAAAAUAAUAUUCUAUCCAGAAGAUGACACCAUACAGAUUAUUGAACCGCGUAUUGCAAAUACUGGAAUGUCACAAGGUACAAUUGUUAAACGACAUCGUAUAAAUAAACCACCACCAAAUGAACAUCUCUACUAUACUGUACAUGAUUUCAAUGUGGGUACAGAGUUUAUAGCCUACGGGAAAACAUUUCGUAUUGUUGCCUGUGAUCAGUUUACAUCAAAUUUCCUAAGGAAACUUGGUGUACGCUUAGGUGAACCAGAGCCAAUACCAGAUGAUCCUUACAGUUUACACCGUAAAGCUUUCACUGAAAGUAUGCAACCACUUAGACCAUAUGAAAGAAUUGAUAAACUUCGUCAAUUUCUUGAUCAUGAUCGUCAUGUCUUAAGAUUUUUCUGUUUCUGGGAUGAUACAGAUUCUCUGUAUGGUGAUCCUAGAGAAAUGAUACUUAAUUACUUUUUGGCUGACGAUACAAUUGAAAUACGUGAAGUUAUACCAGCUAACUCUGGUCGUGAUGCUGUUCCAUGCUUUCUACGUCGUCAAAAACUACCGCGUACAGUUUCACCAUUACCUUUGCCUGGUGUAGUCACGGAUAGAACCUUAUUGAAUGUAUUUGGACAAGCACAAAGAGGUGGACACUAUGUACUCGAUAGUUUAAAGCUCGGCACACCUAAAGAUGACUUUUAUAAGGAUUAUGAUUUAACAAUUGGUGCUACUAUUAAUGUUUAUGGUCGAAAAUUCUUAAUAUGCGACUGUGAUGAAUUCACUAAAGAAUACUAUCGGAUUAAAUAUGGUCUGCGCGAUUUUACCCCAGUAAAGCCGAAAAUAUCCGAUACACGAGUCCCAUUGAAGCGUGAAAUUCCACCGUAUAAUGGUUGGGGUACUGAAGAAGAUUCUUUAGCUAAUUGUCAAAGUUUACUACCGAUGCCACCAAAUCGUAAUUUUAAAAAAUUCAUGGAAUUAGAUCGUCAAGGUUUAGAAUCACACGUUUUACGAUUUGCUGCUCGUUUAAUCUCUAACAGGCCAACAGAUCGUGAUCGUCAAUUUGUUAUUAGCUGUUAUCUCUCCGAUGAUACAAUUGCAAUCUACGAAACACAACAAAAGAAUUCAGGCUUUAUUGGUGGUCUAUUUCUUGAACGUUCAAAAGUUAAAAAACCCGGUAGUAAAUUAUUCGAUUCAAAACCAAUUGAAUAUUAUAAACCAGCUGAUUUAUAUAUUGGCGCUAUACUGAAUUUUAAUACAUUCAUAUUUGAAUUAAUCGAUGCUGAUGAUUAUACAUUAGAUUAUAUGGAGAAGAAUCAUGUACAAUUUACAAAAUCUGAUCUUAGAUUAAUUAUGAAUAAAUUAAAAGAAUUUAUACAUGAUAGAUGUGAUGAAAUGAUGAAGUCUGCAAUGAAUGAAGAUCCCAAUGGGACAGGGACAAUUAGUUAUGAUCAAAUGAAAUGUUUAAUUGAUCAGCUGACUGGUAAAGAGAAUGCUUUAACCACACAUGAGUUGAUUACAUUGGCAAGAUAUUAUGGUGUUAGACCACCUAAACAAAUUAGUUAUGAAAUUAUGCUUGGUAUAGCUCAACAAACACUUCGUAGACAUGCAUUUGAAGAUUUCUCCAGUCUACUGUUAGCCUGUCGUCAACAAGAUUCAGAGAAAACCGGUGAAAUUGAUCGUCAAACACUAAGACGUAUAUGUUUGGCACAUCGACUACCGUUACCUGAUGAUAUGGUGAAUUCUAUUAUGGAUUAUUCAAGUAAUCGUAAUGGUCUGAUACAAUAUGAAUUAUUUAUCAAUCAACUGAAUUGGAAAUGUCCACCAACUAAUGGUAUGCCUAUACAAGCACCAUGUGAUUAUACUGGUAAUAUUGAAGUCGACUGGUUAUCAAUGAGUAAAGGGGAUAAACCAAAAUCUCUCGGUUUAACACAGUCAACAUCAAAAGUUGAACGAAUUAAUUAUAAACAAUUAAUAAAUAAUUUAUGCGGAAUAGAAGAAAAAUGUGAAUAA
This is a messenger RNA of Trichobilharzia szidati, 2298 nucleotides long. The record is from the annotation of a GenBank genome assembly. NCBI's taxonomy places the organism in Eukaryota, Metazoa, Platyhelminthes, Trematoda, Strigeidida, Schistosomatidae.